AUGGCAGCCAACUUUUGGCUCUCGCCCCAAGCCAAGGCGCUGGUGGGGCGCGAACAGCUGCGGCAGGCGCACGCCGCCGACAAGGCGGCGGGGCUGAGCGAUAGGCAGAUCGCCGACCUCCAUGCCCACUUCGUCGCAUACAUGCAGCAGCUGGCCCGCAGCACGGUGGUGGAGGGGGAGCCGCUGCUGCGCCAGCGCCUGGUGGGCACCGCCGCCGUCUACUGGCGCAAGUUCUACCUGCGCAACGACUUUGGGGUGGCCGACCCGCGCCUGCUGGCCCCGGCCUGCCUCUUCCUGGCCUCCAAGACUGGUGGGGAGCAGCUGGAUGGCGACCUGCUGGUGUUCAGCCCCUACCCCUCCCUCUCUAAGUUCCUGCAGGACUCGGGCCUCACCGGCAGCCAGCACACCUGCGAGGCGGCCUGGUCCAUUCUGAGUGACAGCUACCGCACGCCGCUGCACUUGCUGCACCCGCCCCACAUUGUGGCACUGGGUGCGCUGUGCCUGGCCGCCGUCAUCGCCCAGCUCGACCUGCGGGCCUGGCUGCAGGGCCUGAACGCCGACUUUGCAAAGGUGCACGAGGUGGCGGCAGACAUGCUGUCCUUCUACGAGCACCACGCCACGCCCAUCAGUGCGGCGGCGGCGCAGCAGCACCUGAACCUGCUGGGGCUGAAGGCGCUGCCGCUGCCGCAGGCGCUGGCACCGGGGCCGCCGCGACAGCCGACACAGCAGCAGCAGCUACAACAACAGCAGCAGCAGCAACAACAGCAGCAGCAACAGCAGCAGCAGAAGCGGUAG
This is a messenger RNA of Chlorella variabilis, 795 nucleotides long. RefSeq lists its product as hypothetical. Gene Ontology annotation, cellular component: mediator complex; nucleus. Gene Ontology annotation, molecular function: cyclin-dependent protein serine/threonine kinase regulator activity. Bases 1 to 795 code for a protein of 264 amino acids. The record is from RefSeq and is a predicted model, not a curated record. The transcript has 6 exons. Gene Ontology annotation, biological process: positive regulation of transcription by RNA polymerase II. Lineage: Eukaryota; Viridiplantae; Chlorophyta; Trebouxiophyceae; Chlorellales; Chlorellaceae.